Larimichthys crocea (large yellow croaker) is the source of this 4580-nucleotide messenger RNA. It is a transcript of the gene rtn4a, whose product is annotated as reticulon 4a. Bases 220 to 3345 code for a protein of 1041 amino acids. The record is from RefSeq and is a predicted model, not a curated record. The transcript has 9 exons. Gene Ontology annotation, cellular component: endoplasmic reticulum membrane; postsynaptic density; neuron projection. Gene Ontology annotation, biological process: neuron differentiation; brain development; endoplasmic reticulum tubular network formation. Lineage: Eukaryota; Metazoa; Chordata; Actinopteri; Sciaenidae.
UCGUCUCCUUCUAAACUUCGCAGUGUCCAUCUGAGACUCGGGUCCGACUCGGAGUAACUGUCGUGUGGCGCACUUGUUCAACUUCGGUCCGGUGUCAGAAGCAGACGAACCGGAGGAAGUUACCGGCUCGGUUUCAUUAGCAAGGACGUUUGUUUAAAGGAGCCCGACAGUUUACCGGAUCUGAAACUUUUUUCCCUUCAGGAGACAGUUUUUUUGAAAAUGGCAGACGGCGUGGAGCAUGAAGUCUCUACCACCACUCCUAUGUUCAGUGAGGAGGUGCACCACUACCAGGCCGAGCCGGAACCCGAGCUGGAACCCGAGCUGGAGAAGCCCAAACAAGACCUCUUCAGCUUGGAUGAUAUUGUGGACUUGGUCGGCGGGGCUCAGGACGCUUUGGACCGGCACAUAGCUGAAGAUAGUGCGCAACAAGAGUCCACAGACACUUCCUCCGCUCCACCAGAGGACCUAGUAACGUUAUUAGAGCCUGUCCACGUACCGGAGCCAGAACCAGAGGUAAAGGAACCAGAGCCAGAGCCAGAACCUGAAGUGGAGACUGCCAUCCCAGACUCCACCACCUUCUCUUUUGUUCCUGAACCCCCCACAGUUGUCGAGGAGCCCGAAGUAGUCGCCCCUAAAGCCGAACCGGAGAUUAUAAAGCUCGUACCAGAGCCACAGGCUGCUCCCGAGCCAGAACCAGAACCAGAACCAGAACCAGAGCCAGAGCCAGAACCUCCUGCCCCGGUGAACGACGCCCUCCCAGUGGCUGAACCCCGGAAAGCAGCCCCAGCCCCCGCAGAGGCAGCAGAGCAACCUGCGGUGACAGAGGAAGCACCGGCUCCAGCAUCUUAUGUACCUUCUCCUUCUAAAGCUCAGCCUCAUCCUCUGAUGCAAUUCCCUACAGCACUUGGGCAGAAGGGUGAUUCCCCUGCUCCCAUCUCUCCUCUCUCCCCUCUUCACUCCCCCGACUCUCUGGAGGAGCUCUCUCUGACCGAGAGUCCCAACCAGCCCCCUACUUUGGGAUCUGCUGCACCUUUGGGCUCCUUCUCCACUGAACCCCCCACUACUCAGUCCAAGGACAUGCCUUGGGCGGGUGAAGAGGGUGACUCUGGACCAGGUCGUAGUAAGAAUAAGGAAGACCUUCUAGAUCCGUUAGCUGGUCCCUACCUGAGUUUAGGGAAAGACCCAGGGCCUCAUAAUCCGUGUGAAGACAGCGGAGUUUCCUUUUCACCUGAGGAGAAGCUGGUUAGCUCAGCCAGGUCCUCCACUGGCCCUUCCCCCAUGAAUCCCCAGAUGAUGGUCCCUGAGUCUCACCUUGCCUCCUCUAACCCAACAGAGCACUGGGAUUCACCAUUCCUAGCAUCUCAAGACAACUCCAAGGUCUCCAUGGAUAACUUCUCCAAGGACACAGCUCCAAUUAGCUCUUCCAGGUAUGAGCAAGACCUGCAUGGCAACCAGUCUGAUGAAGAUGAUGACCUGAUGUACGAAGUGAAGAAGAAUAAUAACCCAUUUGAGGGCUAUUCCCCACUGGCGGACAGUGGCUACUCCCAUUUUGGAGACUCCAAGUCCGACAGCAGGGCCUCAAAAAUGUCUGAGAGUCCCACUCCAGAUCUGGUCCAGUAUGGCCAGACUGGAGAUUCCCAGGAAAGCCCACCAUCUUUCUUGGAUGAGGGGAAAACAUUUGAGACAAGCAAGAUGGCCGCUGACUCGCUCAUGCAGUCAGUGAAUCAGUUCUCAUCUCAUCUGAAAGAUGAUGAUGAUGAUGAAGAGGAAGAGGAUUCUGCUCUGCCACCGUCGCUUCCAGACAUCCUGAAGUCUUCUCCACUCAACCCUGACAAAAUCGACUCUGGCUCCUCAGAGGGAAGCCCGGAGGAACAGAGUCCCAUUCUUGAACGGAGGAUGAUGGAGUCACCCAACCCUCCAAUCAAUCUGUCUGCUAACAACCCAUUUGCCUUUGACGCUAAAGUGUCCCUGCUGAAGGAGAUGACUGAGGAGAUGGAAGUGAGAGCAGCCGACAAAGUAAAAGUCGAAGACGACAAAAGCUUUGGUGCAUUUGAUCUUGUUAAAGAGGCUGAGGAGACCACCCCCACUAAGGUCAAAGAAGAUGAACCUGUCAAGAUCGAGCAGAAAGAUUGGUUUUCAAGCCAUGAUUCUCCCAAAAUGACGGAAAAGUUUGAGCCACUUGACUUCCAGAGCAAAAAGACCCCUGCAGAGGAGUCGGAUUCAGAAUCGCCGACUGCAGACUCGCUGUCUCCAGUCCUGGAAGCCAUGGCCAAGAACCCCGCCAGCUUCCAGGUGGAAACGGAGAAGAAGGACCUGACGAUGGAGAUGGAGGAACCAGAAGUGGCAGAGGAGGUCUCAGAGCAUGAGGUCUCCUCUGAGGAGUUUGAGUUCAUUGAGCGACCACCCAGGGGCGUCAUCGACGAGUUUCUUGAGGCUCUGGAUACUUCCAAGUUUGCCUCUUCCAAGCCCCCAGAGAUCCCCAUGGAUGAUGAAGAUCUGAGCUUUGAGCAGAAAGAUGUGGCUCCAGUGUCUGCUCCAACUCUGACAAAUGUAGCCCCUGAGAUCGAAGAAGAGGCUCCAAGUCAGAGCUCCUAUCGCCUCCUCACCCAGGCUUCCCCCCAAAAGAGCAAGGCAGAGCUGGAGAAGCUUGACAUUCAGCAGCCCCCACCCCAACCUCUGGUCACCCAUUCCCCUGUCCACAAACCAGAAGAGGUGGUCGCUAAGAAGAGCCCGGAAGGCGGCAAAGUGUUUAAGAUGCCAAACGUGAACAUAAGAGCAGUGGUGGAUCUCCUCUACUGGCGCGAUGUCAAGACCACGGGAGUGGUGUUCGGCGCCUCCCUGCUGCUCCUCCUCUCCUUGAUGGUGUGCAGCAUCGUGAGCGUGUCCUCCUACAUCGGCCUGGCUCUGCUCUCAGUCACCAUCUGCUUCAGGAUAUACAAGGGCAUCCUGCAGGCCAUCCAGAAGUCAGAUGAGGGACACCCAUUCAAGCAGUACCUGGACCAGGAGGUGGCGCUGUCUGAGGACAUGGUCCACAAGUACAGCGACAUCGCUCUGGCCAAACUCAACAAGACCAUCUGUGAAUUAAGGCGCCUGUUCCUGGUCGAGGACCUGGUCGACUCCAUCAAGUUCGCUGUGUUGAUGUGGAUCCUGACCUACGUCGGUGCCUUGUUCAACGGGCUCACUCUUCUUAUUCUGGGUCUGAUUGCAGUGUUCAGCUGCCCGAUCGUCUACGAGAAACACCAGGCUCAGAUCGACCACUACCUGGCUCUGGUCAACAACCAGGUCAAAGACGUCAUUGGAAAGAUCCAGGCGAAGGUGCCCGGGAUGAAACGCAAGACGGAGUGAAGCAACGACAAGUCGGAGUUUGGAUUCAGGAAGUCCUGAGAGGAAAAUGGUUGGAGGGGGGAGGGAGGGAGGGAGGGAGGGAGUGUCUGGGAGGUGGGAGGUGGGAUGAAUAUGAAGGAAGGCUGGAGGAGGAGAGGAGGGAUCUGGCGAGGAUGCAGCCCUUCUAACUUUAUUUGUUAAAAUAAUAAAAACACUUCUUUUUUUUUUUUUUUUUUUUUUUGUUCCAGUUCAGAAUUCCUUUUUGUUUUUUGUUUUCUGCAAAAAGUUGAAGCAGGAGUUCAGCUGAGGUUCACGACGACACCGAGGUCGGCUCGACGAUACUGAACUUUGUUUUAAAUCAAGUUACAAAAUGUUUGUUUCUGCGAAACUCACAGAAAACGCAUUUUGAGCUUUGAAUCACCCCUCCCUGUUUCCCACCCAGCGAGAGUUCAGACGCUCCUUCUGUGUUUUUUGUUUGUUUUGUUUUGUUUUGCUCUUCUCUCGUUUCCCCGCCCGCAGUCGAGCCGAGCGGAGAGAUAUUUCUUUCUUCGCCUGCUGUUUUUUGAGAAAGACAAGAGCGAGCGGCGAACAGCACCUCAUUUGUAGUUUUUCUUCUUUCUUUUUUUUUUUGGUAUGAUUACUGAGUUAGAAACACUUUGUGAUUUUACUGUCGUGUCCCUCAAGCUUCGAGCUCGUUUACUCGGUUACCUGCUGCGUGGUUUCGCCUCGAUGUGACGAAUUUGUGAACGUCGACGUCUUUGACUCCUGAUGAGGCAGCGGAGGGGAGGUCGGGGAGGGGGGUGGGGGCUUGUAUUACCAUUUAAAAACUUCAUUGCUUCUGAGUAACUCUAGCUAGAAACAUCUAGAAAACCUUUGCCAGACAAAUAAAACAUUAAUUACAUACAAGUUGUUAUUUCCAUGUCAUUGCAGCUGUCUAGUAAUGAAAAACUCUGGAAGAAACACGUUUACAUUCAUCCACAUGAGAUAAAAUAUUUAAAAAGUUAAAAAAAAAAAAAUGAAAUGGGAUUUAAAGAAAAAAAUAACCAUACUGUCUGUGGAGCCAAUAUCUUAAUAAAGUUGCAACUUGAUGUGACUUUGGGAAACCUUUGAGCAUUUUGUUUGUUAUGCAAGUAUAAUUGUGAAUGAUAAACUUCAUACUUCAAUUGUGACGAUAAAAAGCUUCCACCUGGGAGCCGUGUUUGUGGAAUGCAUUGUGAGAUGUAAACAAUUAUCAAUAAAGCUUCUAGACGAAGAAA